ACAGAGUCAGUAAAUUAUAGGCAUAAUUUUGUUUCUCAUGUCAUUAACGACAAUUUCAUACGGAGUAAUUAUAUAUCUUCACAAAUACGGAGUAUUGGUAAUUUUUUGCCUUUCAUUUCUCACUUUUUAAUCUUCUUUUCCCACGAGCAACUGGAGACCUUUUAUUUUUCUUCUCUCUUUUUCCUUUUCCCACUUUCUCAUUUUUUGUAUCUUCAAUAGUUCAUUCUCCCAAGUUAUAAUAUUAUUGAUAUAGUGUAAUUAAUAUCAUGUAUUUCAUAGUACAUAAUUAUCCUUUCAAAAAAAAAAAAAAACUACGAAGUAUUAUUCAAUUUUCGCGAUCAAUUGAUGAGGAUCAAAGAAGUAUUUGAUGAUCUUAUAAAAAUAUGCUAUGGUUGUCAAUUAUAAUUAUAAUUACUCCGUACUAUUUAUUCAUGUUGACUUGGUUACACCAUGUAACGGAUUAGUUGGUACUUUAGAUGUUAAGUUGCUAUUUAAUCGUUUUCAUAAAAAUAAAUACUGUAUAAAAAGAAUUUUAAAAAAUAAUUAAAAAAAAAAAUCUUGCUAUAUAAAGUGUCAAGGGUGUGAGUGUAUUCCUGCGUCAGAACGCUCACAAUCAAUUUCGAUUCCAUCACAAGUAAAAAAAACCAGGCGUCCACCACCAAUUUAAAAUGGAGGGAGAAAAGUUGAAGGCCAUGGAUGCAGAGCAAUUGAGAGAAUAUGGACAUCAAAUGGUGGAUUUUGUAGCUGAUUACUACAAGACCAUUGAAAACUUUCCCGUGCUUAGCCAAGUUCAGCCAGGGUAUCUUCGUGAGCUUGUACCGGAGUCUCCACCUGUUCAUCCGGAAUCCUUACAAGAUGUUCUCAAUGAUAUAAAAUCAAAGAUAUUUCAAGGGGUAACACAUUGGCAAAGCCCUGGCUAUUUCGCGUACUUCCCUUCUAACAGCAGUAUCGCCGGAUUCCUGGGGGAAAUGCUUAGUGCUGGUGUCAACAUUGUUGGCUUUAGCUGGGUUACCUGUCCUGCAGCAACAGAACUCGAAGUGAUUGUUCUAGAUUGGCUUGCUAAAUUGCUUAAGCUACCUGAUGCCUUCCUUUCUUCAGGAAAAGGUGGUGGUGUCAUACAGGGUACUGCCAGUGAAGCAGUUCUGGUUUCAUUAGUGGCUGCGCGUGAUCGGAUGUUGAAGAAAGUAGGAAAAGAUUCUUUGGGGAAACUAGUUGUUUAUACUGCUGAUCAAACUCAUGCUUCUGUAAAGAAAGGUUCUCAGAUUGCAGGAAUAUAUCCUGAGAACAUCAGAAUUUUGAAGACGGAUUCAUCAAGUGAAUAUGCUCUUAGUCCUGAAGUACUUUCUGAAGCAGUAUCACAUGAUGUUGCUUCUGGUCUCAUACCUCUUUUCUUAUGUGCUACUAUUGGGACAACCUCGUCAACUGCAGUUGAUCCAUUGCUUGCUCUAGGAAAGAUUGCUAAGAGUAAUGGAAUUUGGUUUCAUAUUGAUGGUGCAUACGCUGGAAGUGCUUGUAUAUGUCCUGAAUUUCGCCACUAUCUUGAUGGCGUUGAAGAAGCUGACUCAUUUUGCAUGAAUGCACAUAAAUGGCUCCUUACAAACUUUGAUUGCUCAGCUCUUUGGAUUAGAGACAGAAGCGCUCUGAUUGAAUCCUUGUCCACGUAUCCAGAGUAUUUGAGAAACAAAGCUUCAGAAGCAAAUACAGUUGUGGAUUACAAAGACUGGCAAAUUCCUCUUGGUCGUCGAUUCAGAUCCUUAAAACUUUGGAUGGUAAUGCGGUUAUAUGGCCAAGAGGGUCUGCAAUCAUAUAUUAGAAAUCAUAUAGCAUUGGCAAAACGGUUUGAAGAGCUUGUUCGUCAAGAUUUGAGAUUUGAGGUGAUUACUCCUAGAAAGUUUGCAUUACUGUGUUUCCGGUUGCUGCCUCCUGGCAAAGACGAAAACCAGUGUGAUAAGCUCAAUCGUGAGCUCUUGGAAGCUGUCAACUCUACUGGAAAGAUGUUCAUUUCUCAUACAGUUCUGUCAGGCAAGUAUGUAUUACGCUUGGCUGUGGGAGCUCCACUAACGGAAGAGAGGCAUAUCGAUAUAGCAUGGGAGGUCUUGCAAGAAAAGGCCACCGCCUUGUUGAAGCCAUAUAAAAAUGGCAUCCAAAUUUACUCAAAUGGUGUAUAAUGUACCCGAAUUUUUAAAAGAUUGAUGGUUACCACUUUAAUUUGGUAAAUAGCUCUUUAGGAUAACUAAUUGUAUCCCUAUUAGACUGAUGCUUUUCAAGUUGUAUACAUUUUUUUUUCGCGGCAAAAACAUACAAGCAAACAUCACUUCUACAGCCCAAAAUGCUAGCACACACCCAAGCUAGCCCAAUUAAAGGGCUCAAUCCAAUUCAUGUAGUAUUAAA
Molecule: messenger RNA, 2391 nt
Organism: Chenopodium quinoa (quinoa)
Lineage: Eukaryota; Viridiplantae; Streptophyta; Magnoliopsida; Caryophyllales; Amaranthaceae
Product: tyrosine decarboxylase 1-like
Exons: 13
Coding region: 669-2168 (499 amino acids)
Biological process (GO): amino acid metabolic process
Molecular function (GO): carboxy-lyase activity; pyridoxal phosphate binding
Source: RefSeq, a predicted model, not a curated record